This is a messenger RNA of Myotis davidii, 1052 nucleotides long. It is a transcript of the gene CD48, whose product is annotated as CD48 molecule. NCBI's taxonomy places the organism in Eukaryota, Metazoa, Chordata, Mammalia, Chiroptera, Vespertilionidae. Bases 115 to 846 code for a protein of 243 amino acids. The transcript is spliced from 4 exons. The record is from RefSeq and is a predicted model, not a curated record.
CUGUUUCUCAAGGCCCCACCCAUACGCUAGAGUGAAAGGAAGUCCUUUCUUCUAACUGCAGGCUCGCACUGAAAACCUUUCUGGCUGCAGCGUUCAGGAAGCUCUGGAGAGAAGAUGUACUCCGAAGGGUUGAAGUGGUGUCUGGCUCUACAGCUUCUACUGCCUUAUUGCUUCAUGGAGACCAGCAUCCAAGGUCAAUCAGCAGAUCCAAAAUUCGUGCUCUCUGGCAGCAAUGUGAGUCUUCAAAGCUCCAAUUUGCCUGAGAACUACAAACGUCUUGAUUGGUUUUACUCUCCCGACCUGAAAAUUUUAGAAUGGGAGACCCACCAGCCUAAUCCUCACUACUUCGAUACCAAGUUUAAGCGCAGGGUCAAACUUGGUGAAAAUGGUACACUUCACAUCUGUAAUGUCCAGAAAGAAGACAGCAGCACCUACAUCCUGAAGGUGUUGUUGAAGUCUGGGUUUGAAGAGGAAAGGAGAAUCCCACUGAAAGUGUUUGAUCCUGUACCUAAGCCUGACGUAACAAUUGAGAAGACACAGGAAAUGAACAACAGCUGUGAUCUGAUCCUGUCAUGUAUGGUCCGGAAUCUGUCUGUCAGCUACACCUGGUAUGGGGACUCAGGACCCAUUUCAGAAAAGCUCCAGAGUGGUGUGCUUAAUAUCACCGUUAUACCUCAAAACUACUCCAGGUUUUACAAAUGCGAAGUCAGCAAUCCUAUGAGCCGCAACAGUAACACAGUCUACUUCAUUUCACACUGUCAACUGGCCCGAUCCUCUGGAGUAGCUUGGAUUCCAGCGUGGCUCAUGGUCAUGGUACCCACCAUUCUUGGCCUCCUACUGAUCUGAGAGAAGCUCUUCUAACUCAAGGGUGAAACUCGAAGACUGCAGGAUCUUGCCUUCAACUGCAACCAUGGUCUUAACCCGAGUAGAAGCUCUGGCUCUAUGGGAUGGAGAAAGUGUUUUGAAGCACCCAUAAAGAGUUUUAAAUUAAAUUAUUAAAAAUCAUGACUACAACCCAGCUGGCAUGGCUCCAGUGGGUACACAUCGACCUA